AUGUUGGUAGACUUUUCAUUCUCUCUCAUCCAAUUUAUUCUAUUAACAUCUAUCUAUCUAUCUAUCUAUCUAUCUAUUUGUCUAUCUAUCUGUCUUUUCUUUCUAUCUUAUCUUAAUAUCUAUCUAUCUAUCUAUCUAUCUAUCUAUCUAUUAACAACUAUCUAUUGCAAUCUCUUAACAUCCAUGUAUCUAUCAACAUCUACCUAUCUAUCUCAGUCUAUUAACAUCUAUCUAUCUAGCUCAGAUUUUUCAUUCUCUAUAUCUCAGUCUAUUAAUAUCUAUCUAUCUAUCUAUCUAUCUAUCUAUCUAUCUAUCUAUCUGUCUCAGACUUUUCAUCCAUUCUAUCUCCGUCUAUUAACAUCUAUUUAUCUGUCUCAUUUAUCUCUCCAUUGGGUUGGAAACAAAGAUUCUGCUCAAUCUUUAAUAAAAAAAAAUAUAUAUAAGGUAGUGCAGAAAGUUUGUUUCCAAUACAAUAUAUUUCUUUCUUUCUUUCUUUCUUUCUUUCUUUCUUUCUAUCUAUCUAUCUAUCUAUCUAUCUAUCUAUCUAUCUAUCUAUCUAUCUAUCCAACCUUACUCACUGCUAUUGCAUUCUAUAUCUUUAUAUCCCACUCAAAUUAA
Messenger RNA from Acanthosepion pharaonis, 618 nucleotides. Lineage: Eukaryota; Metazoa; Mollusca; Cephalopoda; Sepiida; Sepiidae. The record is from the annotation of a GenBank genome assembly.